AACAACAGCAGCUCCAUCUUUCGCUCCGUCAUCAUCAUAAUCCUCCUCAUUCUCAUUCUCAUCCCAUCUCCAAACCGACUUCUCUCUCUCCGUCGCUUCCACAAUUAUUCACAGUCUUCCGUGCAAUCGGAGUCAGCAUCUGUGAUCUGUCCACGGCCUUCAGUACCCUCCCUCCCUCUACCAUCGUUCUCAUCUGAUCCGAUCCGCCAUGCCUGCCACCACGGCGGACACACUCUCCCUCGUCACGCGCACCGUCACGGUAGCUCCCUUAGUCCUUCUUUCAGUCGCAGAUCAUUAUGGACGGUCAGCCAAGGGAACUCGGAAGCGUGUUGUUGGUGUGCUGCUUGGAGAGAAUUCGGGCCAGACCGUUCGAGUAUCCAACAGCUUUGCAGUUCCGUUUGAGGAAGAUGAGAAGGAUCCCUCCGUUUGGUUCCUAGAUCACAACUUCGUUGAGUCCAUGAGAGACAUGUUCAAGAAGAUCAAUGCCCGCGAGAAGCUUGUCGGAUGGUAUCACUCGGGUCCUAAAUUACGAGCCUCUGAUCUUGAGAUCAAUGAACUCUUCAAACGAUACACACCGAACCCCUUACUGGUCAUUGUCGACGUCCAACCAAAGGAAGUUGGCGUUCCCACAGAUGCCUAUUUUGCUGUUGACGAGAUUAAGGACGAUGGCACAACAACGUCCAGGACAUUUGUCCAUACUCCUUCCGUGAUCGAGGCCGAGGAGGCUGAGGAAAUCGGUGUUGAACACCUGCUUCGAGACAUCAGGGACGUUGCCGUCGGAACCCUUUCGACACGCAUAACAUCGCAGCUUCAGUCGCUGCAAGGUUUGCACUUGCGCCUGCGUGAUAUCGGCCAAUAUCUCCAGAAGGUCCUUGAUCACGAGCUGCCGGUCAAUCACGCUAUUCUUGGCAAUCUUCAGGAUGUGUUCAAUCUCCUUCCCAACCUAUCUACCCCAGCAACGACGUCCCGUCUGAGUGGGUCGGAGCCACAGAUGGAGAACAGUGAACUAGCACGGGCAAUGAGCAUAAAGACCAACGAUCAAUUGAUGGCCAUCUACAUCAGCAGCUUGAUUCGCGCUAUCACCGCCUUCCACGAUUUGAUUGAGAACAAGAUCCAGAACCGGCAACAACAAGAAGAGAACGAAUCGAAGAAGGAGCAAGAAGCAAAUGCUGCCAAAGAUGACAAGGAGGGUGCGAAGAAGGUGAAUGGCGUGAACGGCGAGCAAAAGGAGGAUCAGGAGAAGUCCAAGAAGAAGAGCUAGAAGUGUCAUUCAACAAUGGCACAACUGACAUGAAAUCAACCCAUUUUCAGUUUAUGCAUGGAAGUGUAUAUUACGAUAAUCUGAGAAUCGAUCUUGUCCUGAGCACGCACCAAGCGAGCUCGAGCAGUUGGAAAUA
Molecule: messenger RNA, 1397 nt
Organism: Aspergillus novofumigatus IBT 16806
Lineage: Eukaryota; Fungi; Ascomycota; Eurotiomycetes; Eurotiales; Aspergillaceae
Gene: rpn8
Product: proteasome regulatory particle lid subunit RPN8
Exons: 3
Coding region: 209-1261 (350 amino acids)
Biological process (GO): proteasome-mediated ubiquitin-dependent protein catabolic process
Cellular component (GO): proteasome complex; proteasome regulatory particle
Molecular function (GO): metallopeptidase activity; protein binding
Source: RefSeq, a predicted model, not a curated record